UCUCAAUUGAACAGCUUCGCGUACGGUUUCGAGGAAUUCCAAAGCGCCAAAACAAAAAGUUAACAACCUACCUCCGAUAGCUCCGAACCAAAAUCAAAAAACAAAUCGAAAAAACGAUCAUCAGAGGCAAUCAACAUGAUCAGGGCGAAAGACACAACAUGGCUGCUACUCAUUUGUCUAUUAAUUGGACAAUUCUACGUACGCACCCAUGCAACGCCGAUAGAUGACUCUAAAGUUGAAUACCAGGAUGAUGACUACGCUUACAGUGAUAUUGAUGAGGAUCCCAUAGAGGACGAAACUCCUCCAGUUGUGGACUCGCCAGCAGCACUUCCUUAUUUCGAGGAAAACGACCUUCGGGUGGAAGCCAAGCCGGGCGAUGAUGUGGUGCUGAAUUGUGAUGCCCGCAACUUUAUGCUUAACAAUGCUAUCAUGUGGUACAAGAACACCACAAUGAUUGUCAAUGGUAAUACUGCGGUGGUGCCUCGCUUCGAGGCCAUGAAAAACAAUUCUAUAUUCCUGCAAAACGUAACUCCGGCGGACUCGGAUAACUAUUACUGCGUUAUCCUGCCGCAGAACGUUCGACAGCACACAACUCUGAGGGUGGGCGCCCGGCUGUCGAUCCUCUGCGACGACCGUGACAUCACGGAUCGAUCGCAGACGUUCAGGCAGGGCGACCACCACAAGCUCGAGUGUCGAACCUAUCUGCCCGGCGAGCCCACAAUCAAAUGGUCCUUUAAUGGUCUUCGCAUGGAGUCUUCCCCCAGUGAUGAAGAGAAAGGAGUCAUUGUCCUAGACAACAUCGACGAUGUUAAUGCCGGCGUAUAUCAGUGCCUGGCCGACGAUGGCAGCCACGAUCCCCCACAUGGCAUGGUUACCAUCGAUGUCCAGUACAGCCCCAAGGUGUCCACCCACCGGCAUCAUGUCAACACCGAGGAAGGCGGCACUGCGGAGGUGUACUGCAACUAUCGCGCCAAUCCAAUUGCCAGGAGCUUCUUUGUCAAGGAUGGCACAACCAUUCAGUUGUCCGAGAAAUACUCUCUAUGGGACUCUGUGCACAAUGGACACAAUCGCACAACGCUGGUGGUCCGGAAUGUGGAGGGCACCGAUCUGGGCGAGUAUCUGUGCCACGUGGAGAACGCCAUCGGCUUCAACGAAGUGAAGGUGCACGUCAGCUACAAACCGGAGACGCCCCAGUUUGAGGACAUGAAACUGGAGGGCACCAAGGUGACAAUGCACUGGCUGGUCAGGAGUCUGCAGCCAUUGUCUGAGGCCAUGCUGGACUACAAGCUAUCAGGGUCCUACACUUGGAGCACAGUCUCGGUGCUGGAAACGCAUCGUCAUAAUCAGACUGGUGGCAUCUGGAAGAUCACGCACCAGCUGGACUUGCCACGACGUGGCCUGUGGCAUGCCCGUGUCAAGACGAGGAACCCCUAUGGCUGGUCUAACUUUUCGCCGGAUCACGAUUUCACGAUCCAGGCCGAUGGCGAGGAUUCUUAUGAGCCCAGCGAUGCGGAUCUGCCACCGGAUCAGAUAGUCCAGGCCGGCAUCGGUCUGGGCGGUCGAGGAACCGCGUCAGCCCUCGCCCAAGCGCCCGUGGGUGGCGUUAUCCUAGCGGCGCUCCUGCUGCGCCAGAUCCGCCAGCUCUAAGGCCGCCUUAGCGAGGACAUGGAGGAGUGUACAUAUGUAUUUCCGGAUUACUCAGCUAUCGAUGGCAUCGGAGCGAUAGCGAAUAGCGACAGCCAACGCAAAUAGGAAACAGAAACAAAAGUAUUCUAAUUAUACAAACAAAAUGCUAAUGCGCGCCUGCUAGCCUGGGUCAAUGCUACCCAUAUAUAAUGUUAAUGCUAUAUCGUACACGCUGGAGCGAUCGCCACUAAAACAUUUGUGCCAAGCAAGGAGAAACUGAUACAGAAACAGAAUUAAAUUUAAUUUAGUUUAGCUAAAGUUAAUGUUAAAACGAAUCGACAUUGGGCCGUGGAUGUGAAAUUGUUGGAUUAGGACACAAAAACUGCGAAGAUCGGUUGAAAACCGAAGAAAAAAAAAACAAAAACAAACCUUUUGAUUAACCUUAGAUGUAAUAUUUAUUUGUUUUCGUAUGUAUGCAUGUAAAAGUUGGCACCUUUUGAGGACGAGAGAGAGGAGUGUAGAAGCAUCCUUGUUACCUGAAGAACCCGAACCGAAAACG
Molecule: messenger RNA, 2185 nt
Organism: Drosophila bipectinata
Lineage: Eukaryota; Metazoa; Arthropoda; Insecta; Diptera; Drosophilidae
Product: protein amalgam
Biological process (GO): synapse organization; homophilic cell-cell adhesion
Cellular component (GO): axon; neuronal cell body; plasma membrane
Molecular function (GO): axon guidance receptor activity
Source: RefSeq, a predicted model, not a curated record